CACAGACUUCGUCCGUCAUGAACAGGACAUCAACUGUUCUCACCGUCGCCGCCGUCUCUGCGGCAGGCAUUCUCGCCUACGCAGCUUACUUCGACUACAAGCGGAGGAAUGACGCGGCUUUCCGCAAGAAACUUCGCAAGGAGAAGAAGAAGAUCAGUAAGACGGUAGCGCAGUCUGCCGAUUUAUCAAAACCUGUUGGUGGCUCCAUCGAGGAAGCGGACAUUCAAGCUGUUCUGGAGAAGAUUCAGAAGGAGGCCUUGCCUUCGGCGCCUGAGGAGAAGGAAGCUUUCUUCAUGAAUCAAGUGAAUCUGGGCGAGCAGAUGUGUCUGCAAGGUCCCGAAUACUACCUGCCAGCGGCCAUGUGUUUUUACCGUGCACUGCGUGUGUAUCCCUCCCCAGUCGAACUCAUUGUCAUCUACGAGAAAACGAUGCCUGAACCGGUCUUCAAGCUCGUCGUGGCAAUGACUAAUCUCGACGUGAAAAAUCGUAUCGCAGGCUAUUAUGACCACUUCCCUCCAAAGUCAAUGCACGUCAUGACGAAAUUCGUCCAAGUGCCUGAUGGCAAUGGCGCAAUUGUGAGCAAGAGAAUUCUUGUAGUAAACAAGGACUUUAGGGCUGGCGAUAUUAUAUACAAGGAACAACCUCUGGUCACGGUCUUGGAUGCGGAUCUGGAAGGAAAGGGGGAAUAUUGUUCCCACUGCCUUCGUCACAUCAACAAGGGUUUGGCCAUCCGACCUGAAAAGGACUUGCUUGAGUCGGCAUACUGCUCGAAGGAGUGCCAGGUCAACUCCAAAGUCCAGUCGCAUAAUCUUCUCUUCGGUUCAGAUCCAUCUCUCCCUCCGGAACUGAUUCAAGGUCAGACUCUGGAAGUCCUGGCGGAACGACGUCAAUCUCAAGAAGCCUUCGUUGGCUAUAUUAAGGGAUCGGAGUAUUCUUCUCCUCUGCUCGUCGCUCGGUUCAUUGCGCGCCAGGUCGGAGACGAAAUUGCGAAGAUGGUCCCCAAAGAGGCUGAAGCUAGCACCUCGAAUGAUUCAGAAUACUCGCUCUACGAUCAUAUGGAGAGACUUCGUUACCUUGAAGCUGAGGUCGCCUCUGAUGAGACUAAGUUGCUUGCGAAGCUUUUCCAGACCAUUUUACCCGGAUUGGAGCAGUUUAUCACGGACGAAAGGCAUGCGACGCUCAAGGGCAAGAUGCUGUAUAACGCUUACGGUAUAGCAUAUUCCGGUGGUCGUGAUGAUAAGCCUGACCCAAAGGUGAGGCCCGAGGAUGUCGAGAAGACCAGAACGCCGUAUGGGACCCAGCGACAAAUUGGCCGUGGCUUGUAUCCCGUUUCUGCCUAUAUCGCGCACUCGUGCGAGCCAACCACUCGCCCGUCGUUCAGCAGUGGCACUGCAGAGUUGCAUAUCGUUGCAAAUCGUGAUCUGAAGGAGGGUGAUGAGGUCACUGUUGCCUACGUCGACGUCACCCAACGCGAGGACGAGGACAUUGCCCAGGCUAGACGGCGCCGUCGUAUGGAGCUCGCUCGUGGCUGGCGCUUCGCUUGCUCGUGCGGUCGCUGUGUCCGAGAAGGCCUCGGACAGGCCGCUGUAGAAGACGAUGUUUCUGUACAAGGCGACGGCUCCAAGGUUGAGGACACCGUCAGGCGAGCAGAGGAGCGCGAUGCUGCGGGUUCUAAUUCUUCGACUGAUCCUGAGUCGCAUGUUGAUUAGGCCCCCUUCUUGCUCUCACUCUAUCUCACUCUCCACUUACCCGAUGAUGCUAUUUGAUAUAUGACGCCGAGUCAUCCUCGCAAUCAUGCAUUUGGGGUACUUUCCGCGAAUCACACUGUUGAGUUUUACCACUGUCUGUUUUCUUGCAAGCAUACUCGUACAAAUAAGGAGUCUAUUUCGUCCAAAAUAAUCUUCAUU
Molecule: messenger RNA, 1907 nt
Organism: Heterobasidion irregulare TC 32-1
Lineage: Eukaryota; Fungi; Basidiomycota; Agaricomycetes; Russulales; Bondarzewiaceae
Product: translocase of outer mitochondrial membrane complex, subunit TOM20
Exons: 9
Coding region: 18-1709 (563 amino acids)
Biological process (GO): protein import into mitochondrial matrix; protein targeting; tRNA import into mitochondrion
Cellular component (GO): mitochondrial outer membrane; mitochondrial outer membrane translocase complex
Molecular function (GO): transmembrane protein transporter activity; protein binding
Source: RefSeq, a predicted model, not a curated record